GUGCACUGAGCGUUCCUCUGUCUGACUCUUUUAUACUGGCUAUUUUUGGGAAAGCGCUACCUCCAUCCUGAACGCGGCUUCCUCCGCUCGCACAAUUGGCCCAGCUGGGAGCUUUAUAAGGUAGGAGGGUCCUACCUGGUACAUGCACUCAGUCAGACUCGCUCCUCGGUUCAUGGACAGGAGAGAAAGUUUGGAUCAGACGGGCUGAUUUUUUACUUGGACGAGCGGUGCGUUUUUGCGCUCACGUAUUAGAGAAGUUUUCACGGGACAACCUGGACAUUUGAAAGAUGGCCUUACCUGGGUCCAUUUUGCCAUCGAUUUCGACCUUUGCCAACCAGAAGGAGAAAUUGUGGGAGAAUAGGUGGACUGUAGAUGAGAAGCCGCUGACAUGCGCAGACGCGUACCGGAGAAAAGACGACGAGGAUCUGAGCGAUUUCUUGGAUCUGGAGUUCAUUCUGGCUAACACGACCGGUCCUGAGACCGUGAACCCAGUCAGUGCCACUGUUACGGACUAUAAUUCCACACCAAACCACUGCAACAUGUACCAAACCGGGAGUGCGUACGCACCAUACAGCCUAGUGGCUGAACUCUUGCACACUGAACCGGACACCUACUGCACCAGCGGCAGCAUCGGAAUUCACGGUCGGUUCGUCAUGAAUAUGAACACUGUUCCAAACAACGCGCCUUUUCCAAGACCGGGCUUUCCAGACGGAAUCAAAGUUGAGCCCUGCGCAGAGGAGGACGGAUACGGCCCAGUGAUGGGCAUGGUGCCCCAAAGCUGCCAGCGCAUCAAACAGGAAGGCAACGUCUCUUGCGCAUUACAGUUCGAGCAGCCCAGACCUGCAGUGUCCCCACAAGCAGCGGGCAACAUCACCCCACCGCUCAGCCCAGACGACCAGGCCAGGUGCCAAACACAGAUCUGCCGCAACACCUUCCCACAGAGCUCCUACUACCCACCUCAGCAGCACCAGCAGCAGCAAGUGCAGCUGGGAUACCAAAGCGCGCAGCUGUAUGCCGUGUUCGAUGACGGACUCGGAGUGAUGCAGCCCGGUGCCCAGCGUGCACUCCUCACCCCUCCAUCAUCACCCCUAGAUCUGCUCGACUCCAAACCCAAAAGAGGGAGGCGCACCUGGCCGAGAAAGCGCGCAGCUACGCAUACGUGUACGUUCCAAGGCUGCGGGAAAACCUACACCAAGAGUUCGCACCUGAAAGCGCACCACAGAACUCACACUGGUGAGAAGCCAUACCACUGCAACUGGGAAGGCUGCGGCUGGAAGUUCGCCCGGUCUGACGAGCUCACCCGUCACUUCAGAAAGCACACAGGCCACCGACCCUUCCAGUGCCAACUGUGUGAGCGUGCUUUCUCCCGCUCCGACCACCUUGCUCUGCACAUGAAGAGGCACAUGUAAACAUGGAGGAACAUGAGACUGAUCUGACAGAAAAAGUUGUAACCAAAGCCUUAUAACUGCCUUAUUUAAUACCUUCAUACAACCCGAGACCAAAAGACUUUUGUGUCACCAUUUUUUCUAUACUAUUUUGUAUUAUGUAGCUGGUACUACGUGGGAUUUGCAGAACAAUUGAAUGCUGCAUUAAGUGUUUUGGGGACAAACAGCAACCUGCAGGGACGGUCCUAUAAUAUAUAAAUAUAUAGCCAUGUUGAAACUGAAAACAGUAUGUAUGUUCAACAGAGUGCAUUUAUAAUGAGAGUAAAUGUGCAUACUGACCAUGCACAGCGACAACGUUCUUGAAACUGCCUUCAAAUUGUUGACCAGAACUGUGUGUUCAUUGUGAUACUUUGUAAGAUAAUGUUUUGUUAAAAUUAUUAAAAUUAUCAUUUGUUAUAAACUAUUCCAACAUAUUGUAUCACAAAGGUACAAUAACCUGUUGCCCCAUUGUACACUAGCACAUAAACCAGGGCUCGAUGUCCUGCUUUUUUUAAAGAUAUAAACAGAAGUUUUAUAUUGUAAGUAUUGUAUUUAUUGUACAUAAUAAACUAAAUUUGAGUAUA
This is a messenger RNA of Trichomycterus rosablanca, 2008 nucleotides long. RefSeq names its product Kruppel like factor 2b (gene klf2b). Lineage: Eukaryota; Metazoa; Chordata; Actinopteri; Siluriformes; Trichomycteridae. Gene Ontology annotation, molecular function: DNA-binding transcription factor activity, RNA polymerase II-specific; RNA polymerase II cis-regulatory region sequence-specific DNA binding. Gene Ontology annotation, biological process: regulation of transcription by RNA polymerase II. Bases 288 to 1409 code for a protein of 373 amino acids. The transcript is spliced from 3 exons. The record is from RefSeq and is a predicted model, not a curated record.